Molecule: messenger RNA, 2938 nt
Organism: Paramuricea clavata
Lineage: Eukaryota; Metazoa; Cnidaria; Anthozoa; Malacalcyonacea; Plexauridae
Source: the annotation of a GenBank genome assembly
AUGAAUUCCGGGAGCCAUAUAAACCGGUGUGCCACGAAUUAUUUCUUCCGUACGAGACUGUAAAAUCGAUUGCGUUUGGGCGUCUAGCGAUCUACUUAAACCAAAAUCCGUCAGCUUGCAAACAACCGGGCAUUCUGCAUAAAUGUGCGAAACGGAUUCUUUGUCUUCGUGGCAAUAAUGCUGGUUGGUUAUUAACACGUUGUUCGCUUUCAGAUCUCUGUGUGCGAUAUCACGCUUGUGUAGAUAUUCGAGGGCGUUAACAACAUCUUUCACGCAGACAACGAGAACAUCAGCAAACGAGUCAAAGUUCCAUUCAUCAUCAACAAAAUGGCAGAAAUCUUCGAAGUUGCUAACUUGUUUUUCAAGUCCGAAUGGUUGGAAGUCAAGCAUUACGUAAUCCAUCAUGAUUGCAUAAGGACUAUCCGAAAAGCCGAGAAAUGCAGGUAUAUUUGCAUGCGUAAUUCCAAGAAGCAUUUUGGCUUCUUUUAUAAAGCGGCUUUUAGCGUCACCAGAUUCGCUCUUAAGCUUCUUUAUAACCACGGUCUUCUUGUCUUUUCCAUAUGUCCCGCAAUGGACGGAACCGAAAGUGCCACUACCGAGCUCUUCUACAAUUUUAAGUAAUUUCCAAUCAAAUGGAGGCAGACCAUGAUCUAUUCGCCUUCGCUUUAUUAGCGAUGGCAUUUUAAAGCUUCCAUGCACUCCAGACAUCAUGAAUGUCAGCAGGAAAAAGCGACUGGCAAACGUGUUACCGCUAUUAUAUUUGACAAUCACAAUCAAAGCAAUGAAAUAUCAUAUUACAUCAUGAAUGUCAGCAGGAAAAAGCGACUGGCAAACGUGUUACCGCUAUUAUAUUUGACAAUCACAAUCAAAGCAAUGAAAUAUCAUAUUACAUCAUGAAUGUCAGCAGGAAAAAGCGACUGGCAAACGUGUUACCGCUAUUAUAUUUGACAAUCACAAUCAAAGCAAUGAAAUAUUAUAUUACAUGUAAGUGCCAACAAAAAAUGGCGACAAUGCAUACCGAAACUCUUUAAUUUAGCGCAAUCAUGGCUAUUACACAUUCGCUUUAGUUUAUAUCCUGCGUGAAGUUUACAUUAAAUGCCCGUUUAAAAGUAUUAAACUGGGUUUUUUUCACGACUUCGUGUCCUGCAAUUUUGGUGUGACGUCAAACUUUCGAUUAAGCUUCAUUUUCUUUUAUUGCAUAAAUUGUAAAUUGAAUAAAAUUUUUAUUUAAAUUUUUAUAAAAUUUUUAUCGGAUUCCCCGAUUCCCCGUUCCCUGUUUUAAAGAUAGCCUAUACUGACAAGACGUGAUAAUCUGUAUUUAGCCGAACGCCAACGGAGGCCGUCUAAAACGUAUAUGUGGCCUGUGGGAUUUUAAUUGUAAAUUUCUGCUCAUUUUCAAUUUUCAUGCAUUAAUAUAUUAUUAAUAGCUGUCCUCGAUGAUACUCGAUAUAGCAGGAAUAUUCGGGGUAUACCGACAUACCGAAAAUAUCGGUAUUGAAACCAAAAAUAUCGCCUAUCCGGCUAUCUCGGUACGACUGAGUUUUUCAGUCAUAAUAACCUAUUUAUAUACCGUAUCAAAUUUACACACCAUGUAUAUGGCGAAAUCAUCAAUAUUUGUUUUUAUACUUAAAUGCAAAGUACCUAAACUGCUAAAGUGUAGACAUUUCAUGUUAAAACAGUGACAAGUGUCAGCAGACAACAGCUUCAAAAUCAUCAUAAACGGUAUUUCCACUUUCCGAAUUAUUCAAAAUCAAAAUUUACUUCAAAUUUCCACAAAGGAAUUUCGUAUCUAAUUUAAAAGGCGAAAAACCGGUAUAUCGAUACCAGAAAAUUCUCAUCCGAACAUUCCUAAACGAUAGUUUUUUCACAGAUUAAAUUGUAUGACAGGGCCUUAGCUUAAAAGUUCCUUUUUCGUUAUUUUAGGUAUCCCAAUGUGGUGUUCCUCAGCGUGGAAAAACAGAAGCAACUUGGUUAUAGAACUACGGCGUUCCUGCCUUAUAAGAGCUAUUCUCGCAAAACAAUUGGCUACCUUUACGCUAUCGAACAUGGCGCAAAAAUAAUUUACGAGACGGACGACGACAACUACCCAUACAACGGCAACAUUGGCUUCAGGCCAAAGGGGAUCGGCACGUUUUUGGUAUACUCCAGUGAUCACGUGGUUAUAAACCCAUACGAGCACUUUGGUCAAUCGAGUAUAUGGCCACGGGGGUACCCUCUGGAGAACAUAGGCGACCCCGCACAACACACGUUUGUAAAAUGUGGUGAGGUUAGGCCACUGAUACAACAAGGCGUUGUCAAUGGAGACCCGGAUGUAGACGCAGUGUUUCGAUUGACUCGUAAGGAUGCUGGAGUUAAACUUGAUGUCGAAUUCGAUUCAAAAGCCCCUCCGGUUUUGUUACCUCCAGGAAGUUAUGCCCCUUUUAAUUCGCAGAAUACUUUGUUCCUAUAUGACGCGUUUUGGGGCCUGAUGAUGCCGCCCGGUCCCGCAAUGCGAGUCACGGAUAUUUGGCGGGCUUAUUACGAUAUACGCCUUUUGCAAGAAAUUGACGGUUAUCUGGCGUUUUUCGGCCCGAAUGCGUACCAAGAAAGGAACUCUCAUAGCUACCUUGACGAUUUUAUCGACGAAAAAGCGUUAUAUCAUGACGCAAGGCGAUUUAUCGAUUUCCUCAGAAAAUGGAAGCCGACAAAAUCGGACUUUUUUAAUCGUAUUAUGGAGUUGACAGUGGCUUGCGUAGAGGAAGAAUUCUUAAAGCCAAUUGAUGCGAUCGUUAUGAAGGCAUGGUUGUCUGAUCUCGUCAGCAUGGGUUAUAAAAUACCACAAAUGAGCACUCCAAAAGUUCCAUGUAAAAAGGUGUUGGAACCUGCGAAAGUUCUAAAGUUUGAAGAAAAACCAUCGUCUUAUAAUCACUUGGGGAAAACACUCAAAAAUAUUUUUUAA